Molecule: messenger RNA, 8352 nt
Organism: Lethenteron reissneri (Far Eastern brook lamprey)
Lineage: Eukaryota; Metazoa; Chordata; Hyperoartia; Petromyzontiformes; Petromyzontidae
Source: RefSeq, a predicted model, not a curated record
UGGAGAGAAGCCAGCUGUGACGAGCGCUGCCGUGAGAAUGUGUGCGUGAGAAUGUGUUCAUGCAGGGGGGUGGACGGGCGACUGCCGUUUUAGGUGCAAAUGUAAACCCUUCGUCUGGUGAAUAAUGAAUGCAUCGCCAAGUGUCCGGUGACUUGCCGGGUGGUCAGCGGCGGUGGCUUUUGGCGGAGAAGCGCGCACGGCCUCAAAGUGGCAGAAAAUUGUGACGGGAUCGAGGGUGAAUGGGCACGCGUGAUGCGUUGGCGUUUUAAUUUUUCAACAAAAAGCUUCGGAUGCGACACAAACUAACAAGAAACCCAGGGCGGCGCGCGACAUUUCUCGCGAAUGUCGCGCGGAUGUGAAUUUGGCAAGAAACGGUGACGGGUUUUCUUUUAUUUUCUUCCUUUUGUGGCCGUUCUUUGGCGAUUGACGUGACCCCAUCGAAGCACAUUGUUGGGCGGUGUUGCGUUGUGAGAGGCGGGGCGCUGCUCACGACGGAGAUGUCUCUACCCAAACUUAAAUACCAGGCCCCCUGGGAGGUCCUGCUGCAGUCGUGGGACCAAAGUGCACAGAGAUCAACUCGGUCGCUGUCUCCCCGGAAUGAGCUGGGAGUGAGACCGGACGCUUCCAGAGCCGGCGCCGCACGCGAAGAGACGAUGGAGGGAAGCCCCACGCACCCGGACGCCGCAUCCUCCUCCUCCAAGCCUCGACCCCAACUCCCCGCCACCGUCGCCGCCGCGCCGUCCGUGGACUCAGCUCGGCCAAACGGAGGCGCGGCCACCACCUCGCCCUCUCCCAGACUCCUCAACGGGCUCGACUUUGCCGAGGACACGGUGCUGGUGGCGAAACAAAUAAUGGUCACCGACGACGACGACGAAUGCGACCGGGAAGACGGUGGCGCUCUCACUGCGGACGUCGCGGCGGCAGGGGGCGACGCACAGACGACGCACGCUCGCGGUACGCCACCCACGCCGGCCGCUCGAGUCGGGGACGAGACGCGGCUCCCUGGCCCCGGGCCUCUCGCCAGGGCGGCCGGUGCGGGGGGCCGGUCCUCGGAGGCCCGCUUCGAGAUCAAAGCCUGCAAGGAGGAGCGGAAGCCCUCGAAACUGUUUUCCGACGACGACGACGGCGGCGGUCACUCCGAGGGCGGCUACCGUCUCUGCCGCGAGGACCGGCGCGACGAGGAGAAGCAGGGGCUGGAGAUGGAACGGCAGGCGUUGAUUCGGAGCCAGGCCAAGCGCAGCGUGGCGGGCUCGCUGUCGGGCGGCGUCGCGUCGGUGGCUCGCGCGUGGAACCCCCCGCAGGAUGCCACGCUGGAAGACACGCUGCACGAGUCGCAGCUCGAGUCGCUGCGACGCUACCAGGAGCGGAAACAAAAGCAGCAGCGGCGUUGGGGCGGCCACGUCGCGAGCGCCGAGCAGCGGCCAAAGACGGCGGAAGGGACGGAGUCGGAUGCGGCGUCGCCGCCGUACAGGAAGCAGGUCACCAAGAGCGUGUCUCAGCCCGCCAUCUCGGCGGCUGUGGCGCCGCAGCCGCAGCCGCGGGUGAAGAACGAGAACGUGGAAGUGGCCCCGGUGGACUUUGCCAUGGCGCGUCGGCAGUUCCUGAUGAUGGAGAGGGCCAGCCACCUGCAGUCGUCGCUGCCGUACCCGAUCCGGCGCAGGGCCAGCGUGGACCAGUCGCUCACGCCGCAGUCGCUGGGCUCCAUCCCGCCGUCGCCCCGCACCGCGUCCCCGCAGUCGCCGCGCUCCACCUCGCAGUCGCCCAUCUUCCCCACGCACGCCGUGCAGCGCCCGCAGGUGUCUCCCAGCUUCAUCUUCUCGCACGCCAGCUUGCCGCCGAGCCACGCGCCGGGCUUUCUCCCCGCGCACUCCGCCAACACGGCGCAGCAGCAGCAGCUGCAGCAGUCGCCGGGCUCCACGCCCCCGCCGGGCUCCCCUCGGCCUCUGCCGUGCUCCGCUCGGCCCGCGACGCACGAGCCGCCCGCCGUCGUUGCCACCCACGCCACGCUGCCCUCGCCGCAGUCGCCCGGCUUCGUGUCGCUGGCCACCGGCUUGCUGCCGACGCAGUUUCCGGGCUUUGCGCUCGCACGGCCUGCCAAGUCGGUGGCCGAGGCCGCGGUGCAAACGGACACGGAGGAGCUGUCGGAGGAGCGGGGGCGUGGGGGGCGGCCUCCUGCGACGGAGUCGUCGAGGGCGGAGGCCGCGGGCGAUGAGUCCGAGGGGAGGGCACCGGAGCGAGACGUGGGAGUUGAAGCGGUGGUGGGGCAGGUGGCGAGCGCUGAAUGCGCGAGAAGCAAGUCGGGUGAGCGAGAAGCACCGGGGAAAGAAGAGCCGGAAGGGGGGGAGCGUGUGGAACCCGUGAUGAUGGCUUCUGUGGACGUAAUUAAGGAAUUGGACGUGGAGAAUCGGGAUGUUGCGGACAAUUCUUCGCAGCAGAGUGUGCAAGAAUCUCAGGCCGGGAUUGAUGCAGAGAGCAGGCCCACGGCUUCAACCUGCGGUGAUAUUGAAAUGGAUAACGCUGACCAGACUAAAGAACCAACCGUGAGCACUGAACCGUCGCUCAAAGCAUUGUAUGACUCGGUAGAUAAUGAAAAGAAAAUAAUAUCGCCGCAGGGUGCAGCCGCGGGCGACGAGCAAUGUGAAUCGACUUUGGGGCCCGCGGUGUUGAAUCGCGAGGUCGGCGCUCUGCACGUGACGAACGGCGUGUGUGACGGCGAGGGAAAGAAGACGACGGGCCUCGAGGCGCCUCUGCCGGCGACGGCCACUAGCGCGCCAGAGGCUGGGCAACUUCCGAGCGAGGGGGAUUGCGCUGAGCUGCCCUCGAAGCGUAGCAAGCCGCGCGAAGAAGCCGUGGUCUUGAGUGACGAGCAGGAAAGGGCAGAUAACGCAGCUCCAAAAAGCAGUGGAGUUAAUGUUGCGGAUAAGCCCACUGAGCCGCCCGGAUCUAGUACAGAACUGUCAGAUGGGCAGGAAAAUAAGGAGCAGUUGUUGGAUGCAAUAAGGCAGGAAGACAAUACCACCGGCAUCACCUGUGUGGAGGAAUGCACGGCAGAAGCGGCAGAAGGUGGAAACAAAACCGAUGUAGGCGAGAUGCCGGAAGGUACCAUGUGUCUCCCAGACGGCCUUGCGAACGUUGAGCCGUCGUUGGAGAAGGAUUCGGGAUCUCUCGCUUUUCCGCAGACGCGAGAUGGUCUGGACGAUUCCUUCGCUGAAGUGAGCGGCGAGGCUGGCAGAGAAGACUGCGUCGUGGGGCAGGAGGCCGUGGAGAUUGAGAUCGUCGAUGGGGAGGCAGGAGACGAUGCCGCAACGGGCAAUGCUGACAGUGAAUCGGAUCGCCUGUCGGAAAGCCGUGGAGGCUCUGCUCUGAAGUUUUCUGAUCUGGAGGAGGAUGGCGGCGGUAGCGGCGGCGGCAGCGAGAGAUUCGCGGACGUCGACGACGGACGGGAGAGCGUGGAAGCCGUUGCCGCGGAGAUGGUUCGGGCCAUGGUGGCCAAGGCGGUGGAGAUGAUGAACGCCACCGCGAAUUCGGAAGAUAACCGCGACGGCAAAACGUUCGAGGUCGCUGCGGCGGAGGCAGAGUGGGAACCCACGACGGAGGACUACACGCUCGCGUCCGAAUCAUCCGAGAGUUUGCUCGCGGGCCAAGCCUCCCUCGACGCGUCCGAGUCCGCCGAUUGCUUCAGUGGCGUCGCGGACAGGGAGUCCGUGGGGGUUAUCGUGAUCGGUUCGGUGAACGCCGUCGGGCCAAAGGGGGAGGUGAGGGUGUUGGACGAGGCCCUGGUUUUCGCCACGGGCGAGUUCGACUCCGGGGUGGAGAGCGUUGCCACCAAGACUCCCGAUGGCGACAACAACACCCUGGGCUUGACCUCGACGGAGCUCAGCUUGGUGAGCGACUUCUGCGACACGGCGAACGAAACGCCGAGCAUCUCGGCGGACGUCACUCCGGACGCAGAGAAGAUGCCGAUGCUGUUCAUUUCCGUCAGCGACGAGAACAACCAGAUCAUUGAGCAGGAGAUGAUCGUGUCGUCGCUGCUCGACGAGCAGCGUAAGCACGCAACGGGCCGGAAGGCUCCGGCGGACGAAACGGCGGAUCCCGUGACGAGGACGGGAUCUGUCGAAGUGAAGGCAUCGUCCCCCAGCUUUCAAAACGUCAACGGCAGCGACGAGAGCCUGAACGAGGAUAUUGGAGCGGAUGAACUUCAGAUUGAGGAUGUAGUGAAAGAUUUGCAGGACACGGUCGCAUUCGAAGAAGGUAGGCAGGCAGAUGUUGAAAGAAGUUUGGCUCAGGGUGACAAGCGCGUGGACGUAGCGGCGGCUUCGGUUGAAGAACACACGCAAGUUGACCCUGGGAUGCCAUCAGUUGAAGAAGUCGAGCAGGUGAAUGUUGUGAUGCCUUUGGUUGUAGCACACACGCAAGUUGACCCUGAGACAACUUCAUUUGAAGAAGGCAAGCAGGGGAAUGUUGAGACACCUUCAGUUGAAGAAGUCGAGCAGGUGAAUGUUGAGAUGCCUUUGGUUGAAGAAGGCAAGCAGGUGAGUGAGGCACCUUCAGUUGAAGAAGGCAAGCAGGUGAAUGUUGAGGCACCUUCAGUUGAAGAAGACAAGCAGGUGAAUGUUGAGGCACCUUCAGUUGAAGAACACAUGCAAGUUGACCCUGAGACACCUUCAGUUGCAGAAGACGAGCAAGUGAAUGUUGAGACACCGUCAGUUGAAGAAGACAAGCAGGUGAAUGUUGAGACACGGUCAGUUGAAGAACACACGCAAGUUGACCCUGAGACAUCUUCAAUUGCAGAAGGCGAGCAAGUGAAUGUUGAGACGCCUUCGGUUGAAGAUAGCAAGCAGGUGGGCCAUGAGACACUUUCUGCUGAAGAAGACAAGCGAGUGAACAUCGAGACAUCUUUGGUUGAAGACAGCAGGCAGAACGACAUUGAGAAACCUUCAGUUGCAUCAAGCAUCGAAGCAGAGCAAUCCACCAAUAUUGACGUGUCCGUGCAGGAAAGAGACCCUGUCGCAUCGUCCGCAGAGCAACAAACACCGAAGCCUUGCACCGACGAGAAAGACCAAGACGGCGAAGAGAAGUCGACGGACCGAGACAACGAAAUAAACCUCCGGAAGGAGCGAGUGGAGAUGUGCAAAGGAAACGCAUCGAUGCCGGACGAGUGGCGGAAGAACGCUGCCUCGCCCACCGAACCGGGCGGAGCGAGGCGGGGCGUCGCGAUCGUCGUCAUCGUCGAGAAUUCCACCGACCGAGACGACGAAACAAACCGAGAGGGUGAGAGGGCCGAGCUCUUGGCCGACGUGGCGCAGCCGGACGACGAGGAUGGGGCUGCGGUCGGUUCGGAGGCGGCGUGGCCGCGGGACCGGGACGCGGCGGCGUCGACGCGCGAGCUGGUCACGCCGCCGACCCCGCCUCCCUCGGAGGCGUCCGUCACCGAAACCGCGGUGCAGACGGACGCGGAGGACUUCCCCGAGGAGCUCGAGGGGUUCGAGUCGUCGCUGGGCCUGGCGUACGCCUACGCGGCCAUGAACGACUUCGACGUCGGCGCCUGGCGCGCCGCCAACGAGGCGGCGGACCGUGCACCGGAAGCGGAAAGCCAACCGGCGGACUCGCGUUCCGCGGGGGGCCCGGGAGAAUUCCACGAAGCGACGGCGGAGGUUGUGACUUCGGCGACGUUGGAAGAGAGGCAGGAGGAGGAGGUGGUGGGAGAGGAAGUUCUUCGAGAAAGAGCUUUGCGGCAGUCCGCGCCCGAAGACGUCGUCUCCGUGGAGGGCAGGCCCGCAGACGCGUCCGCCGGGCCCUCGGAGAACGGUCACGCGGCAGAGGACGACGAGGUGGCGGCGGCGGCCGAGAGGGGCGGCGAGGAGCACGGGGCGGGCGAACGUCACGAGGACAAGGCGGGGGGCGACGAGGUGGACUCGGCUCGGCCGGCGCAGCAUCCCCAGGGGCCCUGCUUCCGCCUCCGCCCGCGCAAGCAGAACACGCUGUCGAUGAUCGAGCAGGAGAUCCGCGAGUCGCAGGAGCGCGAGGAGGAGCUCCGGGCCCAGAGGCGCAGCCUCUACAGCUCCGACGACGGCUCCUGCCCCUCGCCGUCACCGCCGCCGGCGGCGUCGCCGGCGCCGGACGAGGCCACGAAGGGCCCGGCCACCGAGGCCGCUCCCAAACCCACGGCCGAGGCGUCCCAGCAGCACAAGACCGGGCCAGGGAGGAUCGAGCGAGUGAAGCCCGCCACCGCACGCACCCUGGAAGAGGCAGAAGAGCAGGUCCCCGCUGAGUCGGACAAACGUGGCAAGGGUCUCAUGCAGUCCCUGGUCAAAGACUACGACAAGGUGAAGCUUCGCGACAAGAAGGAAGACCCCUUGUACGCUGGAAUCCUUGCUGCAGAUGAAGUUGCAUCAGAGGUGGUGGAGGUGACGCGGGUUACUCGGAGGAAAAGCGCCAAGGCCAUGCGAUGGGAGGCCGGGAUCUACACAAACCACGCCGAGGAUGAAGAUUGAUGGCGCAGCCUUAAGCGCGAUGGGGUCUUUGCAUUGGACCCAAACUGGAUGGCUGUGCGUGUGUGUGUGCGUGUGUGUGCGUCGUUUUUUGUCAGUUUGGGCCUCACAUUAAGGCUGCUGCUGAAUAUUUUCCCCCUAAAUGUUUCAUGACCAAGUACAAGCAAGCCGGAGCCAUUCGACAUCCAAACGGGGCCCUAACUGAGCCGCAGUGAGCUUAGAGGCCUCGCCUCCCUCCCAAUAUCUCCUACCGCACUCCACCACCGUAUCUCCAACCGCAUUUUUUGUGCAUCGGAGGAGUUGAGCUGCAAAUGACUCCAAUCUUCUUCUUCUUUCGUGCAGCCGAUGUAGAUGCUGAGCGGCAACUACAAUUUCAAAUUCAGGUUGUCAGGAGCAGCGGGAGUGGUGUAUCGUGAUGAUGUCUCCUUCCAAUUAUCUGCGAUUGUCUGUGAAUUUUUCGCUGUAGGCAAGCGGAGUCAGAUAGCAAAUAAUCCCGCAUAUAAUAAGGAUCCGUUACAUUGGUCUCUCCACAUUGGCACGGAUAAAAGAGUUCUCCUGCACAAUCCUUCAUACUCCCUCUUGUCUUCUAGGAUCCAAUUAGCAACCAACGUGGGCUGCGCUGGGCAGAUCUGUCAGGUGACGUUUUGGCCGAUGGCGUGGGUCAGGAAGUGGGCCAAAUAUGACGUUGUUGUCUUCAGCGCAUUUCAUGCGAGCGAAAGUUAUGCUGUUCCACGUUCACUGAAAACUUUUUUUUUAAUUCAUUAUAAUUUAUAUAACCGGUUGGAUGGCGCGAUUACAGAGUGCUCGGCUCACAGUCGGGAGGUAUUAGGUUCAAAUUUUAGAGUAGAUAAAAUGAGUACCACAUUACAAUAAGUCAGGAGUGGUCGCCCUUUGAAAAUAGUUUUCCUCACCACGGGAAAUGUGGAAUUUCCACUUCUGCCUUUGGGCUGUCAACAGAUUACGAGCACUGCACCGCACGGAUUACGUUUUUUUUUUACAUUGUUGAUAGUUUUCAUUGUAUUUGAGUGGCACCUGCGACUGGCACCGUCACGCACUCCUCAUCUGGUGACCGUAACACGAUGGCUGGUGCCAGGUCGGCCCCACGAAAGGGAUUGGCAGCACCAUUUUUUUUAAAGUGUGGCAAUGGCGCACGUGUGUAGCACGCUUAGCGAUGACUCUGGUCCACUGUUUGGAAGUCUUGGAAAUAUGGGAAUGUGUAAGGACCGAGAACAGGUGAGGCGUAGGCGGCUCCGAACUGGCCAGCAAAAACAAAUACUUUCAAUGACCUGUGUGCCGUGAGUGCACUCGGCAAGCGAGCAAGUACGUUUAGAACGCUCUGCGAGGUUGCGCGAGGCUUGACGACCACUGAGGUUUCGCAUCGACAUCUCGCGUUAGACAUUUUCAGAGUUGCAAACGAUGCAUAUUCAUAGUAACGAUGGAUGAAUAUCGCUUCGGUUGCAUUUUGUUGUUGUCAGAAACUAAAGGAGCCGCGUCAGAUCGAUCGCUGCUGUGGAGACUCGGGGAUAGGAAUGGGGCCUUUGCUAGGAGGGGACUCCCCGAGGAAGGGGACUCGCUUUGGGGGAGGGGUUUGCCGCGCUAUACUUUGUUUUUUAUUUUAUCCGGGUGAUGGCUCUUCUUUAGACUCAUGAACAAAACCUUAGAAACCAAAAAAACUCCUGGAGAGACCAGACUCGAUGACCACUGAGCACAUUGCAGCGAGCGACACCUGCAGAAAAUGGCAGCGUUCAUGUUUAUUGCAGGGCGCGCCGUUCUGCGUGGAGCGUGCCACUCGUGUGAAGGUGGAGAUAUUUCGGUAGUCUUAGGUCUUUUCGGUAAAGUCACGUAGGGAAAAAUAAAUAAU